AUGAGCAAUCCCGAUGAUCUUUUACUGGAGCUCAUAUAUGAGUAUAAACCGCAUUUGCAAUCUUAUCGACACCGAAUGAAUACUUGGAACGAGCUGCUGCGUGCAUUCAAUCGCAAGACAGGCGCAAGCUACCGGCAGAACCGUACCCUGAAAACCCGAUUUGAGAAGCUCAAGGAGUUAUACAUUAACAACGAGGAGCUACCGUUCAGCAAUGUUGGAUUGCUCGAAGAGCUGCUCAAAGAAGACCGGCGCGACUAUAAGUAUGCCAAAAUUCGCCAACCGCCAAGCAGUGCGGAAAAUGGCGACUCGGAGCCCCCGCCUUCCAGCGAUACAAUACCGCAGCUCAUACAUCAAAAAGAUGAGAGAUCUGAUCCAGAUAUUCGAUCCAAUGAAGAGGCCAUAGGAACGCAGCCGCCACCUCUGGAUUCUAUUACUGUAUUUCCACAUACGCAAAUGCGGCGAUACCAGGAGCAUCAAGACCAGCAUCGUGACUUCUCGCCGGGCUCUCACCUUCAUCCACAGCUCGGAAGUUCUUCAGUCCAUAACUCAAACACGCCAUCUGAUACAAGUACAUCUUCAUCACGUUUCUCGAGCAACAAACAACAGGCCUUGUCAAUGGUCGACUCUCUGAGGAACGAUAUGGGUGGAGAAAGGACAUAUGCUGAUAGCCUCGAGUUACAAAACUGUACCACUAUUGACGCCCUGCAAAAAGAGGUCGCUCUGCUGAAACAAAACCAGCAAAGGUUUCAAAAAGAUGUAAUGCUGAAACUGAACAAGAUAGCCGAACUUCUUCAGGAAAGAGAGCCGGAAAAUCAGGCGGGCUUUCUAAACCUCCCUUUUUCCACCAAUACACAACACAGUCCGGGCUGA
This is a messenger RNA of Lachancea thermotolerans CBS 6340, 870 nucleotides long. RefSeq names its product Dal82p (gene DAL82). The coding region runs from base 1 to 870 and encodes 289 amino acids. The record is from RefSeq and is a predicted model, not a curated record. The transcript has a single exon. Lineage: Eukaryota; Fungi; Ascomycota; Saccharomycetes; Saccharomycetales; Saccharomycetaceae.